This is a messenger RNA of Hibiscus syriacus, 318 nucleotides long. RefSeq lists its product as uncharacterized. The record is from RefSeq and is a predicted model, not a curated record. Bases 1 to 318 code for a protein of 105 amino acids. NCBI's taxonomy places the organism in Eukaryota, Viridiplantae, Streptophyta, Magnoliopsida, Malvales, Malvaceae. The transcript is spliced from 2 exons.
AUGAAGAGAUGGAUGAAUGUAUGUAGUAAUGCAUGUCCAUUUUGCUUGCAGAAUCAAAUACAAGAGAAAUUGAUAUUAAUGUGUGGGAGAAGAAGAUUAGCCGACAUUUCAUGCAGAAGUUGGAGCAUAUGGAUGAAGGAUGGAAUGGUGGAGGAAAAGCAAGAAUUGUAUGGUAAUGGUGGUGUGGCUUAUGGACGUUGGGGAUCGAUCGGAAUCGAUGAAGAAUGGCGAUGUGGUGGCUUAAAAUCCAAUAAACCAUUGAAUGUUUUUCCUUGGAAAACAGUGAUAGAUUACGAUGAAAGGCUAAUGGGAGUUUGA